AUGGCUCCGUGUCGAUUCUUCCUGCAAGGACGCUGUAACCGUGGAGCGAGAUGUGCCUUUGAGCAUGCGCAGCCUGAAAGUGAAGGUGGCUCUACUUUACGAGCUGAUGCAACGUCAUUCGUGCCUAACGCCCAAGCCUCCACAUGCCUCGUUAGUUCACCAAGCAUACUCUUUUCACAGCCAUGUCGCUUCUUCUUAAAGGGAGCUUGCACAAAAGGCGAGGCUUGUUCAUAUCGGCACAUCACCUCUACUGGUGAGCACGAGGUUCCGGCUAGAUCAGAUUCUUUCAGUCCCCACAGUAUAGCCUCGAUUUCUGCAGUUCAAUCCAACCCGAUCGACGCAGCCAAACCGCCAGAGAAGCCCAUAGCUCGAGAGUGCCUUAUAAACGAUGUAAUAACAAAACUGCCAGCAGCAGACUCAGAUUCACGCAAGAGCAAUGAAGAGAACGUUACCUAUAACAUUCAAGGUGCUGCCGUACAGUUCGCCUCAGGAGUGGGAUUGUUGUCUCUUCGACUAGCUUCCGACAUCUCCGCUGUUCACAUUGAGAACCUGCCAGCGGAUAUUACGCCUGAAAGGCUUUCUGAGCUUUUGGCUCCUUCGGAAUAUCGCUUGAACACAGAUAAUAUUGUGAUGAGAGCGCUACCAAAUGGAACAGCCACAGCUAACAUAGAGCACCAUCUGCCUGAUUUUGCUGACAAGAUAAUAGAACUGUACGAUGCGACGUCGAUUGCCGGCCAUAUUAUCAGGGUCCGUCAUUCCCAGGUCACCGAGAAGAAGGGGUCUUCAGUGAACACAACACAAAUAUCAACCGUGGUCUGCUCUUGGCAUAAGCCUUCAAGAGUGGCCUGGGCUCACUAUGAGCGACCAGGGGAUGCCAAGCGGGCACAGCAAGUCAUGGACAAUAAGUGGAUUGAUGGUAGGAAGGUGCAGUGUAGCUUUCAACAGCCGGAGUUCCAUCUAAGGCGCAAGAUGGUUUACUCGGUUCAGAUUGGCAAUUUGGCACCAACUACAAGCUCGCGUUAUCUUCAACAGCGCUUUCGUUCCGCGGAAAAGAUUGUAAUGGGCAAGCUAUCCUAUGAAAGCUCCGCUCAAGAAUCAGCUAGCCUGGUGCGGGAAUUCCUUCUGAAAGCCGGUAGUCUCGAGUCAUUCGAUGUCAAUUCCUCUGCGAAUCCAAGAUUUGAAAAGGCUUUUGCGAAGUUUUCGAGCCCCCAGGAAGCCAGAACUGCUGUGCAAAGGUUCAGUGGACAUCUAAUGCCUGAAAUCAGAACCAAGCUGUUCUUGAAUCUUCUGGUUUCUGUCAAAUUCAAGAUUCUACGAGAUCUAUACCGAGCAGUCGAGUCAGAACUCAAUGAUCUCAGAAUCCAGAUACUAGCCGAGGACUAUAUAACAUUGAAAACCUACCAGUCCGAAGACCGUCCGACACUUCUGACAUUGCGAGUCUAUGGAGAAGACCCGAAGGCAGUAGCUAAGGCUAAGAGCGCUAUCGAAAUCAUCCUCGCGGGCGUCCCAGCGAAAAAGGAAGACCGCCCUCUUUGGGACGAUUUCUUUCUCACGACCGAAGGUAUGGCAUAUCUCAAACAUAUCCAGGAAUUGCAUGGCGGCUUUAUCUACCGUGACUCUCGCAGACGUCAACUCUCGCUUUAUGGAUCCUCGCAUGCAAAGCGGCAUUUGCAGGAGGCAAUGGUCGACAAGAUCAAUGAUAAUGCCAAACAAAGUCGGAAGAUAGCUCUUACUCCCAUGACUUUAAGGCGAUUCUUUGAAGGUGGUCUGCAAGAAAUCUCGCGAAUUCUUGGUGAGGGCAAAACUAGUCUUCGUAUCACCUCGAGCGAGAAGACCCUCAGCAUUGAUGGUAGUGAAGAAGACGUGCGCCUUGCUAAAGCGAUACUUGACGAUCCCUUCCGUACCUUCACUAAACGCGACGAGCCAUCGGCAGCCGCUGAAGACGAUUGCUCGGUAUGCUGGACUGAACCAGACGAUGCCUAUCGCACCAGUUGUGGUCAUACAUACUGCAAGGAAUGUUUCUCUGGCCUCUGCGCAUCCGCCAGGAGUCCCGAAAACUUCCCCCUGCAAUGCCUAGGAGACGCUACUCGGUGUGCUCACAGCUUCAGUAUGGCUGAACUGCAAAAAGCCCUUGUGCCCACAGCUUUUGACGAUUUACUGAAGGCCUCGCUGGACACGUAUGUUCGGACAAGACCAGGCGAGUUUCAAUAUUGCGUGACUGCGGAUUGUCCUCAGAUAUAUCGAAUCACGAGCAAUGGACGGGUUUUCGACUGUCCAAGCUGCUUAACACCCAUCUGUACCACCUGCCAGGCUGUCAGCCAUAAUGGUUCGACGUGCGAGGAGUACAAAGACUUGUCUUCGGAGGGAACCUUGGCGCUGAAGAAGUGGAUGGAAGAAAACAAGGGAAAGCCGUGUCCGAAAUGCGCAACACCUAUCCAAAAAGCGUAUGGAUGCAACCACAUGCAAUGUCCAUCCUGCUCGACACAUUUCUGUUGGUUCUGCAUGGACAUCUUUGAUGCGCAUGACAUCUACCGCCACAUGACGGCCCAGCACGGCGAUAUCGGCAUCGAGGCUGCUGACAAUGAGGAAGAUCCCAACGUGGGGAUGCUUCGUCUGUUGCGCGUGUGA
Messenger RNA from Endocarpon pusillum Z07020, 2628 nucleotides. RefSeq lists its product as uncharacterized. The record is from RefSeq and is a predicted model, not a curated record. The transcript has 2 exons. Gene Ontology annotation, cellular component: ubiquitin ligase complex. The coding region runs from base 1 to 2628 and encodes 875 amino acids. Gene Ontology annotation, biological process: proteasome-mediated ubiquitin-dependent protein catabolic process; protein linear polyubiquitination. NCBI's taxonomy places the organism in Eukaryota, Fungi, Ascomycota, Eurotiomycetes, Verrucariales, Verrucariaceae. Gene Ontology annotation, molecular function: ubiquitin-protein transferase activity; nucleic acid binding; zinc ion binding.